AAAGUCUUUGCAACCGUGUCGGCGAAGCUAUAUAACAAAAAUAAGAGUAGACCAAAGAUAAAGUAAUAAUAUGGAGAAAGACAUGAUCCAGGACGCUAGAUCAUUCAACACACCUUUGUCCGUUAUCACAGAAGCGUUCGAGGAUCUAGCAGAUUUGCUUAAACCACGGUGGCAAAAACGCUCUGAGAUCGACCACAACGACGCCGUAUCAAAUGAUGGAUUAAGGCUCGAUGCGUUUUGCAGUGCGUGUACUCACGUCUCUGUUUUGUUCGGGUGCCUUGGCUUCGCCUUCAAGUUCGCUGAGAUGGAGUACGUCUCCAAGGUUAGAGAUUUGGUGGAAGCGUCAAAAACGUUUGAUACGUUACAAAACAUUCUUGAUCUAGAUGUUAUGAACCAAACGGUUAAGACACAAGGAAGCUAUUCGAGAAAUCUACGACGUGUUAGACUAGGUUUAGACCUAAUCCGAGCCAUCUUCGAACAAUUCUUAAUGACGAACGAGUGUUACUCUUUGAAAGACGCUGCAACAAAAGCUUACACACAAGUAUGUGCACCGUUUCACACGUGGGCCGUUCGAACAGCGGUUUAUGCUGGAAUGUAUACACUUCCGACUAGGGACCAACUUCUGUUACGGCUUAAUGAAACAAAUCAAUCUGUGGAGAAGAACAUGAGGAGGUACAUGGAAGCUUCGAGGCCGAUCAUAGAGUAUAUUGACAAGCUUUACAUUGAUAGGAACAUUAAACUGGAUUGGUAGCAAAUUUUGUUACAAAGAAGGUUAGUCCUUGGACAUCUAAAAUUGUUGCUUUGUCUUCAAGGCCAAUGAUUGUUCCUCUCGAUGAUUUUUAAUUCAUUCUUGAAAUAGAUUUUGGAUUUGAUGACAAAAUAACUAAACAGAAAAUGAUAUAGACAUCGUUGAAUAACAAAUUAGUAUUAUCUUGUUGGUGUUUAAUCUAAUGAAUGCACAAAUUUGUGCUUGAAGAAAUUAUAAGGUUCCGGUGAUCAAUUGUUUGUCUUUAUAUGCAAUUUACGAGAAUCUUAAUUUUGGGUUUUACUUAUCGUAAAACUAGUUUUGUCUGACAAACAUAUGACUAUGCCACUUCAAUAAAAGAUUUGUUAUUGGUCUAUUGGAUAUAAUUCAUGGAUACUUUUUUUGGAGGAUUAGUUCGGUCUUUUUGGAAGCUCCUGGUUCAGAAAAUAAACAUUUGAGCUAGUUUUGUACCGUGAGAAUGAAUCAAAAGUAAGUUAAAACGUUUUUGACAUUUUGAAGAUUUCACGAAACUCCUUUGUGAGAUUUAGAAUCUGGUUCGAAUAUUCUUUGUUGAAUCCCAACUCUUGAAGUUUUCUGCGCGUCAGCCGCCCUCAAAUAUUCGUUUAAUCUGAGAUUUGUGACCAUAACUAAUAGCAUGUUGAAAUUUUAAAACAUAUAUCAAAUUGACUAAUUCAAAAUGCAUUUUUAUAGAACUGAUUGAAACAACAAUUUUAAAUAAACUCCUUUUUUGAUAGCUAUACUCCUUGUUUGUUAAAGAUAUUAAAGGUCUUAAGGAAAAAAUAAUAUUUUAUUCAACAAGUAAAUUUGGUGAUAUUAAAUUCUAAUGCGUAUAAAAAUGAGGAUCAAAGUGUUGAAAAAGAAUAAGCG
Messenger RNA from Eruca vesicaria subsp. sativa (arugula), 1633 nucleotides. Lineage: Eukaryota; Viridiplantae; Streptophyta; Magnoliopsida; Brassicales; Brassicaceae. The record is from the annotation of a GenBank genome assembly.